This is a messenger RNA of Anarrhichthys ocellatus (wolf-eel), 4294 nucleotides long. RefSeq names its product RE1-silencing transcription factor (gene rest). Gene Ontology annotation, cellular component: nucleus. Gene Ontology annotation, biological process: positive regulation of transcription by RNA polymerase II. Bases 192 to 2984 code for a protein of 930 amino acids. Lineage: Eukaryota; Metazoa; Chordata; Actinopteri; Perciformes; Anarhichadidae. The record is from RefSeq and is a predicted model, not a curated record. The transcript is spliced from 6 exons.
GUGCUGACGUCACCGUCCGUACGUCAGUGUGCAGGAAUGUGCGGAAACUUCUUCUUCACUUUUUUCUUUCUGCGCUGUUUGCUCGUCGAAGAUAGAAAAAGUCCUGAAGCCGGAAACAAGUGAAUGAAAGUGGAUCAAAAGACCCUCAGACUCGCUUCUCCUUCCUGCCAAGUUGAAGAGCUUAAACCAACAUGGCCGCUCAAACGGUGUUCUCCGUGGAGAUGUUCCCCGUCAGCGUUCCUCUGAUGGAGGACGCUCAGAGUGACAUGCCGAGGAACACGCUGCCGGCUCCUCAGCUGGUGAUGCUGGCCAAUGUAGCGGCGGUGACGGCGGCAGAGAGCUCCGGCGGUGACGGUAGCGCGGUGGACGAGAAGGAGAUGAUGGAGCUGAAGACGGUGGGAUGCAGCUACUCGGACAGCGAGGAGGAGAACAUCGUCAGGUACAGUUACGACAACCAGAACUACAGAGAGGUGUGUAUCCUCGAGUACCCCGAGUCUCCCAGUCCCAACAUCGUUGCCGUGGUCGUAGGAAACGACGUAGAGGAGGAAGGGGUCAAAGCUGAAGACCUGUCCCAUCACACUAAGCCCCGCCCCUCUGCCUGCACCAAAACACCUGAGCAGGUCGUCGAACGUCCACGCGUCCCUGUUGCCGUGAUGGAGACCACCAAGAAGAAGAAGCCCUUCCAGUGUAAGCCGUGUCACUUCCAGGCCCAGAACGAGCAGGAGUUCGUCAAACACCUCGGCACUCACGGCGUCAGCAAGAUGAUGGUGGUGAAUCGGGUCGAGGGCAGGAGCAAGACCAGGACCAAGGACGCACCCGAGAACCAGGAACCGUCCGGAGGGGAGGCGGAGAGUGGUGAGGAGGCGGCGGCAGGUGAUGUCAAAGGUCUGAUCCGGUGCGAGCGGUGUGGCUACAACACCAACAGAUACGACCAUUACAUCGCUCACCUGAAACACCACAGCAAGGAGGGCGAAGACCACAGGGUGUUCAAGUGCACUCUGUGUCCGUACACCACCGUGAGCCAGUACCACUGGAGGAAACACCUGAGGAACCACUUCCCCAGCAAACUGCACACCUGCAGCCAGUGCUCCUACUUCUCUGACCGCAAGAGCAACUACAUCCAGCACAUCAGGACGCACACAGGUGUCCGUCCUUUCCAGUGUCCCUACUGCGACUACUCCAGUUCUCAGAAGACCCACCUGACCCGCCACAUGAGGACUCACUCUGGUGAGCGUCCUUUCAAGUGUGAGAGUUGUAACUACCUGGCAGCCAACCAGCACGAGGUGACCCGCCACGCCCGGCAGGUCCACAACGGCCCCAAACCUCUUUCCUGCCCGUACUGCGAGUACAAGACCGCCGACCGCAGCAACUUCAAGAAGCACGUGGAACUCCACCUGAACCCUCGACAGUUUCUCUGCCCUCUCUGCAAGUACGCCGCCUCCAAGAAAUGCAACCUGCAGUACCACAUCAAGUCCAGGCACUCCGGCUGCGACGUAUCCGUGGACAUCUCCAAGGUCAAGCUGCGCGUCAAGAAACCCGGUGCUGACAGUGCAGAGGAAAACCAGGACUCUGGUGCAGGCAAGUUUGACAAUUCAUCCGGCGUCGAGGAGGACUUUGACAUGGAGGACGAGGGCGAGGGCGAGGACUCGAGUCCCAUCAAUCUGUCAAUCAAAAAGAGCAGCCAGCCCAGCAUCGCCCAACCGGUUCAAACUGAAGCACCUGACAAGCCUCCGAAGAAAUCCAGCGUCACCGCUGAGAAAGAGAAACUACAGAAAGUAAAAGAGAAGGUGGAACCAGAGAAAAAGAUCACAACGAGGCAGAAGAAGACUGAGAAGGUCAAUGAGAAUCCUCUAGAGACGGAGACAAUAACUGCUGCUGUUAAUACAGACAAGGUGAAGAGACGAGUCAAGAAAACAACGGUCCAGGUCCAGACGGAGACGGACAAACCAGACCAACAAAGACCAGAGGAGGAAAGAGAAGUGAGGCAGAAAGAGGAAGAGAAGGUGAGGCCUGAGAAGGGGAGAGGACAUCAGAAGAACGAUGGCACCGGAAAGGAGAACAAAAGCCUCAACAAGCCGAGGAAGUCUGGAUCAAAGAAGUCACAGAAAAUACCAGAACAUGUGGUUGAAGCUCAGCAGAAACCGGGCGGUCCUGAGAAAAAGGAAAAGGUGGUGAAGGAAAAGGCUGCCAAGAGGAAAGCAGCGGAGGCUCUCGACCUUUCCAAAAGGUCCUCGUCUGAGACUCCAUCCAAGGCCAGACGGCUGAAAGCUGGCGCUGCAGAGAAGCUGCAGGUGAAACCUGCUUCAGAAGACACUAAGAAUAUAAAUGAUGCCGCUCCGCCACCACAGAGGUCCACCGGGUCAGACAGGACCGGGUCAUCCCCUGUAAAGCAGAAGAAGAUCAGGAACACCAGCAAGAAAGCCACGAGCCUUCAACAAGCUGUGGAUCCAGUUAAGGACCAGAAGACUUCAGUUCACAGUCCAGAAGCAUCUGCUGAGCUGGACCACCCGAAGAAGACCUCCACUGAUGAAACCACUCCAACACUGCCGGAGAAGACUCUGAACAAACCCACCUGCAGCUCAGGUGAGGACACGCCUUCUCCCGCCGAAGACCGCCCCGCUCCCACGUUCGUUAAACCCACAUCGCCGCCUUCUCUGGUGCUCCCAGGCCAGCGAAACAAAACCAGCGACCCGGAGGACGACGAGGGCAUCCACAGCAGCCACGAGGGAGGAAGUGACAUCAGCGACAGCGCCUCCGAGAACAGUGACGACUCCGGCCUCAACAGCAACGACGCCGGGUCGGGCAAGAUGGCCAACGACCCCGAGACGCCCACCGACGAGAUCCCGUCCCCGACGGAGCUCAAGAGUCACCUGUGCAUCUUCUGCGACCGCACGUUCCCGUUGGAGGCGGAGUACCGGCGCCACCUGAACCGCCACCUGGUCAACGUCUACUACCUGGACGACACCGCCAAGGUACAGGAGUGAGGAUCCGUAUCCAGUUCAUCCCAGUUAGCUGGACCAGUUUGAGAGCCUGGACUCUAAAAGACGCCGAGAUAGACUCUGUAUGUCUUGUAACAAGGAGUUCCUUAAAUACGGUAAACACACUUUCGGCCUUUUGGGUCAAAAUUGGUGCCAAAACGUAGUUCGAUUUUUUUUUUUUUUUUUUAUCUUAUCUUUCCUUAGUCUCCAGAUUUGGGUAAAGUGUUUUGUAACAAGCUCUCUGUUCCAAAAUGUGUGAGAAUCUAAACGUUAGAAUGUGUGAUGCUGCCCCCUGGUGUCCAUCCAGAGAACCGGCUCGCUGGUCUGGUUCUACCUGCUUCACCUGGACACACCUGAGAUCAGAUCAUGAUGAUGAGAUCAGAUCAUGAUCACCCGAGAUUCGUGUCUUUCCACCGUAUCAAUGACUUCAUGUUGAACAUUUCAUCGUCUGGAGGAAACUUUUUCCAAAGUGGAACAUUCGGUGCCUUUGACAAUCAACUCGGUUUGUUUGAUUUUAGACGGUUAGUCUGCAGGUUUGUCGCUUUUAUAGAAAAACCUUUCUUUAACUUGUACAGUGUGCAUAUUUACUUCUGUGAGUUCUGAUUGGUUAACAGGAUUCUACAGUUUAUUGUAAAACAUCAGUUAAUAUAUCUCACUUAUUCCACAGAAGAAGAUUGUGACAGAUUAUCAUCAAAGUCUAAACUUUAACUGUAAAAAUAAACAGCUUGUUUCUCUAUAUAUAUAAAAAAAAAUUAUUUUUUUUUUUUCCCCUUCAGUCGAGAAGCCAAAGUAAGUUUGAAGCAUAUUUUGUGAUUGUAAAGAAACUUUCCCGCCUUUAAUUUGGAAAAAACAAGCAGGUUUGUGAUGAAGAUGUGAAUCCUGAGUUAAAAGUCAUAUUAAGUUUGGCACAAUGAGUUGAAUCAUAAACAUGAAUUGUUAUUUUCUUAUAGAUGAUUCUGUAUAUUAAUCUUCUCUUUAGGAUCAAACUGGUGUUAUUCAUAACAUCUGAUUGUUAUUAAAGAUGCAGAACACCAUCUUUGUCCUUCAUCUUGGUUCAUUAGUUAAUAAUAAAGUAGAACAUAUGAAUCAGAACUUCAGGAAUAUUAUGGUCUGUCUUCACUUUAACACGUUUGAUUUACAUUUAAUCUGAGUUUUAUAAAAUAAAAGGAUUUUAUGAAUCAACGAGGUCAUUUGUUAAUGAUAAACAAGAGACAAAUACCAAUAGACUAGUAACAACCUGUAUCAAAGUUAUAUAUAAUUGUCUGAAAUAAAAUAUUGCUCAGGGUAUAUUAUAUACAUGUAUAUAUACACACACA